This is a messenger RNA of Episyrphus balteatus (marmalade hoverfly), 1229 nucleotides long. RefSeq names its product odorant receptor 7a-like. The transcript has 3 exons. Gene Ontology annotation, biological process: sensory perception of smell; detection of chemical stimulus involved in sensory perception of smell. Gene Ontology annotation, molecular function: odorant binding; olfactory receptor activity. Gene Ontology annotation, cellular component: plasma membrane. NCBI's taxonomy places the organism in Eukaryota, Metazoa, Arthropoda, Insecta, Diptera, Syrphidae. Bases 192 to 1187 code for a protein of 331 amino acids. The record is from RefSeq and is a predicted model, not a curated record.
AAGCCAAAUGAAUUCAGUUCUAAGACCAACUAUGCACGAAUUAGACACUCAUCAGUCCUUCAAUCAUAUGUGGCGCAUUUGGCGUUUCACUGGAAUAUAUCCACCAAAAACUUACAAAUGGCUCUACAACAUUUAUGGAAUUAUUGUCAACAUAAUUGCCGGUGUUUUUUCGCCAAUUUCAUCCUUGUUAAAUGUGUUUUUUUUUAUUUGACAUUGAGUUGAUUAUGAAAACAUUACAAAUUAGUCUAUACCUCUGUACUGUGGCAGUCAAGCAGUUGAUGAUUUAUAUCGGAUUAUCUCAGUUUGAAAUGGCAAAGUUCUAUCUUAGUCAACUUGACAAACGGGCUAGUGUUAAUAAAGAUGAAUUCAAAUACUUGAAAAGAAUUGUUAAACAGUGUCGUUAUAUUGGACUGACAAUACAUACAAUAUUUGUGGUUUCGUUUGUGCCAUAUUCGGUUUCAAAUAUCGUUAAAAAGCAGCUCUUUUUCGAAGGAUGGUUGUCUUCAAAGUCGGAACUUUCAAAUAUGCAAUUUGCUCUUGCGUUUUCAAUUCAAUUUUUCCCAAUCUUGUUUCAAAUUAUUCAAAAUACUGCCAAUGACGCAUUUUCGCCAGUCAGCAUUAAUUUACUAAAUGGUCAAAUUCGGGUUCUUGGCAUGAGGGUUGCACGAAUUGGACAAGAUAUUAGCAAGUCAGCUGACGAAAAUUACGCCGAACUGAAAGCUUGUAUAAAUGACCAUCGAAAUAUUAUAAGUCUUUUUGAUAUUAUCAAACCUACAGUUUCACGAACUGUCCUCGUUCAAUUAAUAAUUACUGGAGCUUUACUGUGCAUGACAGUAUUUUACUAUAUUAGUUUCAAUCAUGGAUCAGUAAGUCGGUUAGUAGCUACAAUAUUUGACAUGAUCUCAAUACUGAUUGUGUCGCUUCCGAUUUGCUAUUUUGGAAAUUCACUGAUGGAAGAAACCGAGCAACUAACAACUGCUAUUUACAAUUGUAAUUGGACGGAUCAGACAUUGAAAUUUCAAAAGUCUUUAAUAAUUUUUAUGCAACGAUCUCAGAGGGAAAAUAUUUUAACUGCUGGAGGUCUUCUAACAAUUAAUUUGCAAACUUUUAUUGCUAUCAUUCGAUUUUCAUUUUCAAUGUUUACUGUAGUCAGCCAAAUGUCUGAGGGAAUUGUGUCCACAAAUUAAUUCAAUUCGAUAAGUAAAUUCGUGUAAAGUAAAAUAUUGUAA